AUGCUUUUCCGCUCGAUCGUUGACAGAGGAGUCGGCAGACGAAGGCAGAACGCCGUCCCUGCAGAUCCUUGGCCCAGGCUCCCCCUGAGCUCUCUGCUUCAAGGCUUCAAGUGCGUCCGACACGACGAACACAUCUCCUAUGGAAACCUGGGGGACUCCGUGCCCCCAUUCGGAUUAGCUUUCUCCUCUGCCGGGACGCAGCAGAACAUCCUGGCUGCAGCCAAUGAGGAAGGCAUCGUGAGGAUCUACAACACGGAGAGCAGAGAAAACCCGCUUCUCAAAGAAUGGCUGGCUCAUGAGAACGCUGUCUUUGACAUUGCCUGGGUACCGGGGGAGCCUCAGUUAGUGACGGCUGCAGGAGAUCAAAUGGCCCGGCUGUGGGACGUGAAGUCCGGAGACAUGUUGGGCAGCUUCAAGGGUCACCUCUGCAGCCUCAAGUCUGUUGCAUUCGCACCUCAGGAGAAAGCUGUGUUCUGCACUGGAGCCAGAGAUGGAAAUAUUAUGGUCUGGGACACGAGGUGCAGCAAAAAAGAUGGUUUCUACAGACAAGUGAAACAGAUCAGUGGCGCUCACAACAAAGCAGAGACCAACGCCCCCUUGAAAAUAAAGAAGAGACGUAGCAGCACUCGGGGCAUGGCUCCCAGUGUGGACACCCAGCAGAGUGUCACCGUGGUUUUGUUUCGGGAUCAGCACACGCUCAUCUCCUCUGGGGCUGUCGAUGGAGUGAUCAAGCAAUGGGAUCUCAGAAAGAACUACACUGCACACCGUCAGGAUCCGGCUCCACUGCAGACGUACCCGUACCCGGGUUCCUGCAUGCGCAUGAGGCUCGGUUAUUCCGGACUUGUUCUGGACUCCACAGGAUCCAAUGUGAUGUGUAACUGCACUGAUGACAAUAUCUACAUGUUCAACCUCAGUGGAAUAAAGACAAAUCCAGUGGCUGUUUUCAGUGGUCACCAGAAUUCCUCAUUUUAUAUCAAGUCCACUAUCAGCCCAGACGACCAGUUCUUGGCCAGUGGCUCAAGUGACAAUCACACGUACAUCUGGAAGAUUUCUGAGCCUCAACAUCCUCCCAUGACCCUUCAAGGCCACAGUGAGGAAGUGACAUCAGUCGUGUGGUGUCCCACAGAUUUCACUAAGAUUGCUUCCUGUUCGGACGACCACACUGUCCGGAUCUGGAGGCUUCACCGGGAAACAGAGGAGGUGCAGUCUGCAGUGGGAGAAGCAAACCUCGUGGGCUGGGCGCGUCGGAAAACUCCAACAGGGCCCUCAGUCAGAGCUGAGACAACUCCCGCCAAAAGCCAGAGGACAGAGAGUCGUCCAGGCCUCGUGUCUCCCCGGCUCGCUGCCUGUGCUCCGAGUGGAGCCGCCCUGCCUCUGUCCUCCAGCACCACUUCACCUGUCCAGCCUCUGGAUGCAAAAGCUGCUGCUGCUCGCCAGAGAACGCCAUCCUCUAUCAAACAGUGGUUAUCUCCGAGCCGCGGGUCUCCCGGUCAGGUCACCCCUCCUCUCCGCAGGGUUCUGAGCCCGUGUGCCCAGAGUCCGGCGAGCAGCACCUCUCCCAUCGAGCGACGGGCCAAACGGCGGCUGGAGAGUAUUGGGUCAGCCGGCUGUGAGGGCGCGGAACAAUGCGACUGUGUAACUGAACUUUACCCUGCGCCCAAGAGAGGCCGGACCUUGGCUGGUAUCUGCUGCCCUGGUCAUGAGAGCAGGUCACAAACAGACUGUCCCGCAGACGACAAGCAAAGCUUAUCGAGACAGAGUGGCAAAGAGAAUUACUCUCCCAGAGGAAUGGACUGGCUGUCUGCGAUGGCACAAAAGAUGAGGAAAGGUCAAGGAAGCCCGAGUAGUCCCAGAAGUCCCAGUGCCUCGAAGAAACAGGAGGGGAAAACACCAGCUUCACCGACGAGCCGCUCGCCGCAAAGCAUGAAGAAAAUCUCCACGUACUUCAGCAGACCAACUCUGGAGUGA
Molecule: messenger RNA, 1968 nt
Organism: Limanda limanda (common dab)
Lineage: Eukaryota; Metazoa; Chordata; Actinopteri; Pleuronectiformes; Pleuronectidae
Gene: dtl
Product: denticleless E3 ubiquitin protein ligase homolog (Drosophila)
Exons: 15
Coding region: 1-1968 (655 amino acids)
Biological process (GO): proteasome-mediated ubiquitin-dependent protein catabolic process; mitotic G2 DNA damage checkpoint signaling
Cellular component (GO): nucleus
Molecular function (GO): protein binding; protein-macromolecule adaptor activity
Source: RefSeq, a predicted model, not a curated record